AAUCACAUUUAGUUCAGCUCAGCAACGACUGCACCAAACCUUUCACCCCGACGUGUGUGUGUUUUAGUGUGAGUGGAACUUCAGUCCCUUUUAUCUUGUCCUGGAGGACUGUCCCAGCCGAGCCCAGGACCUCCACCAGCAGGCCUGUUUGAAGGAUUUGUUUUUUACACACUGCCACAGUUCUGUCUGAACUCCAGACGUUUUUUAAGAUGCCGCUGUCACGUUCCCUCUCCAUGACGUCCCUGAGCGGGGUGCUGCCGGCCUGGGAGGAAGACGAGCUGCCUGUGGAGGACCUGCUGCUCUUCGAGGUGGCCUGGGAGGUCACCAACAAAGUCGGAGGAAUCUACACGGUGAUCCAGACCAAAGCCAAGAUCACAGUGGAUGAAUGGGGGGAGAACUACUACAUGAUGGGGCCCUACUUCGAACACAACUUUAAAACCCAGGUGGAGGGCUGCGAGCCACCGAACCCCGCCAUCAGGAAGGCUAUGGACGCUCUCAUCAACAACGGCUGCCAGGUUCAUUUCGGCCGCUGGCUGAUCGAGGGCAGCCCCUUUGUGAUCCUGUUUGACAUCGGCUCCGCGGCCUGGAACCUGGACCGCUGGAAGGGGGACCUGUGGGAGACCUGCAAGAUAGGCCUGCCCUACCAUGACCGAGAGGCCAACGACUCGCUCAUCCUGGGCUCCCUGAUCGCCUGGUUCUUCAAAGAGUUAACAGACCAGCUGGGGGACAAGCCCAACGUCGUCUGUCAUUUCCACGAGUGGCAGGCCGGUCCGGGGGUUAUUCUCACUCGCUCCCGCAAGAUUCCCAUAGCAACUGUCUUCACUACGCACGCCACCCUGCUGGGACGAUAUCUCUGUGCUGGGAGUGCUGACUUUUACAACAACCUGGACAAGUUCAAUAUUGACAAGGAGGCGGGCGACAGGCAGAUCUACCAUCGUUACUGCAUUGAGAGAGCGGCGGUCCACUGUGCUCACGUCUUCACCACCGUCUCCGAGAUCACUGCUGUGGAAGCCAGCCACAUGCUGCACAGGAAGCCAGAUGUGGUAACCCCGAACGGGCUGAAUGUGAAGAAGUUCUCGGCCAUGCACGAGUUUCAGAACCUGCACUCCACCAGCAAGGCCCGCAUCCAGGAGUUUGUCCGAGGACACUUCUACGGUCAUCUAGACUUCGACCUGGAGAAAACCCUCUUCUUCUUCAUCGCCGGGCGCUAUGAGUUUUCCAACAAGGGAGCUGAUAUCUUCAUUGAAUCGCUGUCCAGACUCAACUACCUGCUGCGGGUCCACAAAAAUGAUGUGACGGUGGUAGUUUUCUUCAUCAUGCCAGCUAAAACCAACAACUUCAAUGUGGAGUCACUGAAGGGACAGGCAGUACGCAAGCAGCUCUGGGAUACAGCUCACACUGUGAAGGAGAAGUUCGGUAAAAGACUGUAUGAAGCUCUGUUAAAAGGGCAGAUCCCCGACAUGGACUCCAUCCUGGAUCGAGACGACUUCACCAUCAUGAAGAGAGCCAUCUACGCCACCCAGAGACACAGUCUCCCUCCGGUGACCACUCACAACAUGCUGGAUGAUUCAACGGACCCGAUCCUCUCCAACGUCAGACGCAUCGGCCUCUUCAACUCCAGGAAUGACCGCGUCAAGAUUAUCUUCCACCCUGAGUUCCUGUCCUCCACCAGUCCUCUGCUGCCGAUGGACUACGAGGACUUUGUCCGUGGCUGUAACCUCGGAGUGUUCCCCUCCUACUAUGAACCGUGGGGAUACACACCUGGUGAAUGUACUGUGAUGGGCAUUCCCAGUGUCACCACCAACCUGUCAGGGUUCGGCUGCUUCAUGGAGGAGCAUGUGUCAGACCCUGCUGCCUAUGGUGUUUACAUCGUGGACCGGCGCUGCUGUUCGCCCGAAGAGUCCUGCAACCAGCUGACCCAGUUCAUGUUCAGUUUCUGCAAGCAGUCUCUGCGCCAGCGCGUCAUCCAGCGGAACCGAACCGAGAGGCUGUCCGACCUGCUGGACUGGAGAUACCUGGGACGGUUCUACAUCCACGCCCGCCAUCUCGCACUCAACAGAGCUUUCCCAGACAAGUUCAAGAUGGACCCCAUGGCCCCUCUGAAGACGGAGGGUUUCCGUUACCCGCGGCCCUACUCGGUGCCGCCCUCUCCCAAUGCCUCCCUCCACUCUACCCCCCACCACAGUGAUGAGGAGGACGAUUACGAUGAAGACGAGGAGGCCGAAAGGGACCGUCUGAACAUCAAGGCUCCCUUUGUGCUGGGUUCCAUGUAGGGAUGUCACCAUUUCAGUCUUUUCUCAAUACGAUCAUCAUGGUAAAAAAAAUAUAACGAUAUUAUCGCGAUAUCAUUAAAAAGAAAAAGACGCAAUCACUUAAAAUACAUCUUUAACUUUAUUUGGUCCAAUGUCUGUUUGUUUUCUUUCCAAAACAACGGAUACCAGUGUGUUUUACAUGGUGAGUGUGUCUGAACUGAAUAAACAAAU
Sebastes umbrosus (honeycomb rockfish) is the source of this 2483-nucleotide messenger RNA. It is a transcript of the gene gys2, whose product is annotated as glycogen synthase 2. Gene Ontology annotation, cellular component: cytoplasm. The coding region runs from base 210 to 2273 and encodes 687 amino acids. NCBI's taxonomy places the organism in Eukaryota, Metazoa, Chordata, Actinopteri, Perciformes, Sebastidae. Gene Ontology annotation, biological process: glycogen biosynthetic process. The record is from RefSeq and is a predicted model, not a curated record. Gene Ontology annotation, molecular function: alpha-1,4-glucan glucosyltransferase (UDP-glucose donor) activity. The transcript has 16 exons.